Messenger RNA from Nerophis ophidion (straightnose pipefish), 966 nucleotides. Its product is annotated as odorant receptor 131-2-like. The transcript has a single exon. Gene Ontology annotation, biological process: G protein-coupled receptor signaling pathway. The record is from RefSeq and is a predicted model, not a curated record. Bases 1 to 966 code for a protein of 321 amino acids. Gene Ontology annotation, molecular function: G protein-coupled receptor activity. Lineage: Eukaryota; Metazoa; Chordata; Actinopteri; Syngnathiformes; Syngnathidae. Gene Ontology annotation, cellular component: membrane.
AUGUUCCGACAAGCGUCGUCGCAGUCUAACGUGACCCGGCUGGGUCUGCUGGAGCGGGUGUUGUCGUCCAGCGUGACCUCGGCGGCCUGCUUGGCGUUCCUAGUCAUCAACGUCGUGAUGAUGCUCACCUUGAGAUGGAAACUCGUGUUCCGGGAGACGUCUCGCUACAUCCUGCUCUUCCACCUCCUCCUGGCGGACACGCUGCAGAUGGCAAUCAGCCAGGUGUUGUACCUGCUGCACACGUACCGGAUCAUCCUCACCUACCCCCAGUGCGGCGUCCUCGUCAUGCUGAAUAUCAUGACCAAUAACGUCUCUCCUCUGAUACUGGUGUUGAUGUCUCUGGAGAGAUACGUGGCUGUGUGCCACCCUCUCAGACACGCUUCCAUCAUCACCGUCAGGAACACGGGGGCGGCCGUGCUCUCCGUUUGGAUCUUGACUCUGCUUUACCUUGUCACUCUGCUCGCAUUGUUGCGCUUUCACUUCGACCAGCUGGAGACUCUGAUGAUGCCCGAACUGUGCAGCAGCGACCGGCUAUUUCCCCUGCUCGUGUUGUAUCGCUACAGAACAGCUUACAACGGUUUUGUGUUCAGCUCGGUGUGCUUGCUCAUUGUUUGCAGCUACAUCGGCGUAGCGAUGGCGGCCAGGUCCGCGUCGAGGAGUCAACGAGACAAGGAGUCGGCCCGUAAAGCUCAGCAGACGCUGCUGCUGCACCUGUUGCAGCUGGGCCUGAUACUCUUGUCAUGUAACCACUUCGCCGUCGUGGUUUUUUUUUACUCCGUUUUCCCCAGAUUGAUCUUUAUACGAGUACAGGCCUUUCUGUUUGUGUGUUUUUUAUUCUUGCCCCGAUGUAUGGCGUCCCUAGUCUACGGGCUGAGGGAUCGGUCGAUCAGAGUCGUCCUCACAUCCUAUCUCUGCUGUGUCAGGAUUGAGAAAACCGUCAGAAUCAAUGGUAAUCGAUGUUUGUAA